Messenger RNA from Linum trigynum, 5496 nucleotides. The record is from the annotation of a GenBank genome assembly. NCBI's taxonomy places the organism in Eukaryota, Viridiplantae, Streptophyta, Magnoliopsida, Malpighiales, Linaceae.
GUAUGUGAGCAAAUAUAUCUUAUUUUCUACUUUAAAAAAAAUUAUGUAUCAUAAAUAGCUUCGUUACUAUGAAAUAACAUGAUUUGGAGUACUUAAAAUUUAUUAACUAAAUGAUAUACGAUACCAACAAAGUAUAAUAUGAUAUUAGCUAACAAAAUAAAUCAUGUGUAUAAUGAUAUACAAAAUGAAGUACCAAAUAAAAGUUAAGAUUUUAGUAAACAAUCUAGCUCGAGCUCGACUCGGCUCGGCUCGUUAAUAAACGAGCUGAGCUCGAGCUCAACUCGUUUAUUAACGAGCCGAGCUCAAACUGGGGUAAAACUCGACUCGACUCGGCUCAUUUGCAGCCAAGCCAAAGCCCGAGGUAAAAUAAAAACAUAGCAGGAAGUAGGGGUGGUAAACGGUAAUCCGGUAAACGGUUUACCGUUUUACCGAACCGGUGGUAUCGGCAGCCGAGCGGGAAGUUCGGGGAGUCGGUUUACCGGACACGGUAUCGGUAAAUACUGACGGUAAAUCGGUAUUACCGAUACCGAAUCCCCCAUCCCUACUCCCUAGUGCUACGCUGCGUUUUGUUGCUUUACCCCAAAAAUAUAAAAUAUUACAUACAUGAAUGUAAAUAUAGGCCUCAAAAAUAUUGUAAAUAAGAGUUAAUAAUAAAUUAUUAAUUACAAAAAUGAUGAAAAAACUCAAAAAAAUCAAAAUAUUACAUCAUCACCCCACUUUCAGAAAUUCAGUUCGGUAAAUAUUCGGUAAAUCGAUCGAAAAACCGCCCGAAAUAGCUUCUCACGGUAUUUCAGUAAUACCGGUUUGUAACCGUUUACCGGUAAUUCGGUAAUCGGUAAACCGGUUACAAACCGGUAUCGAUAAUCGGUAACCAGUUUGGCCAACUUCGGUAUACCGAAACCAGUAAACGGUAAAUUGUUUACCGACCGAAUCCAACCCCUAUCAGAACUCAGAAAGCAGUAACGUAAAAAAAAAUGUCAAAACCCGAGACAAGGGUUUUAUUGGUUAAUGGUGCUUUGCUGGCUGUUUUCCAUCUCAUUCAUUCCAAUGCCAUGCCCGGCGCUCCAAUCCAGCUAGAUCAUUACAUAGCGGCAUCUCUCCUCUCCUUUCUCUCUGCCGUGAGUUUGGGCUUUUAUUACUGCUCUUUCCCCCCCUCACUCCUUCUUCUUCCUCGGUCUCCUCUGCAUCUUCAUUUUCUUACAGUGGAUAUAAUUUUCUUGAUUUGGUCUCCUCUCUGUUCGCCGACACGUAAAAUGUAUUUUCUUUCUCUGUAUUCUCGUUUUACAGCUUAAUUAAUUCAAUUAUAGAAAAAAGGAAGUUGUUGAUUUGGAAUCUUCUCUCCUCUGAGUCCUCUCCCUUCCAUCACCCACUCUCACCUCCCUGUCUGCCAUUUCUUUAAUGACCGAUGCUAUUCCGCUAGUCCAACCAACUACUGACUCUUCUCCCUCCACCUCCUCAUUCAUUUGCACAGCAGCAAGCAACCCAUUCCCCAAUUUCACCAUUACCCUUCUCUAUCUCUCUCUGUCCUCCUCCUUCUUCCCCGGUGGUUUCCCACCGACAACCGCCAUGCCGCUUCUCUGACCAAUGCAAUCGGCCGCCGACUGCUAAAAUGGCUGGUUUCCAGCUUCUGAUUUUCCUCCUCCCGUUUCUUCACCCGAUUCUCGUCCACUCCACCACUGAUUCCACCGACGUUCAAGCUUUGCAAGUGGUGUACAGCUCAGUCAACAGCGCUUCGCAGCUGACAAACUGGAAGAGCAAUGGCGGAGAUCCGUGUGGGGAGUCAUGGAAGGGGGUCGUUUGCCAGGGAUCAUCUGUUGUUUCACUGGAGCUUUCCGGUUUGGGGCUUAGUGGGUCAAUGGGAUACUUGCUUAAUGACCUUUCCUCUUUGAAAACUUUGGAUCUGAGUAACAAUAACUUCCAUGAUUCAAUCCCUUACCAAUUGCCCCCUAAUCUCACCUCCCUAAAUUUGGCGAGGAACAACUUGUCUGCAAGUCUUCCUUAUUCCAUUUCCACCAUGGCUUCUCUGAGCUACUUGAAUGUAAGCGGUAAUUCACUUUCCCAAGCUGUUGGAGAUAUGUUCUCUAAUCUCCUUCUCCUAACAACCUUGGAUCUUUCUUUCAACAACUUCAGUGGAGAUCUUCCCGCUUCUUUUAGCUCACUAUCCAAUUUAUCUACGUUAAAUGUCCAGAACAAUCAGCUCAAUGGCUCUCUUAAUGUCCUCACCGGUCUGCCUUUGACCACCCUGAAUGUUGCAAAUAACCAUUUCAAUGGCUGGAUCCCUCGUGAGCUUAUUUCAAUCCCAAAUUUUAGAUCUGAGGGAAACUCCUUCAACAAUGGCCCAGCUCCUCCUUCUCCACCUUCCACUUCUCCCCCCGGCAGGCCUCGUAACAAUCGUGGUCGAACACCUGGAUCUCCAUCGUCAGACGGGCAAUCAUCACAGUCAUCAUCUAAGGGAUUGGCAGUGGGUGCAAUUGUAGGGAUUAGUCUAGGUUCUGCCUUUCUCCUUGGCAUUCUGUUAGUUAUAGUGUUUUGCAUCAGGAAGAGUAAAAAGAAAGAAGUUGGCUUCAUUUCAUCUUCCCAUGGGGGAACUCAUCCUGCCACCACGAAUACCAUUCAAAUGGAGAUGAAUGAACAAAGGGUGAAGAACAUGGCUGCUGUUACAGAUGUGAAACCCCCUCCAGCCGAGCAGUCUGUGGUUAACAAGUUACAAGGGAACUCAGGAUCCGUAAAGAGAAUGAAAUCGCCAAUGACUGCUACUCCCUAUUCUGUUGCUACCCUACAAACAUCAACAAAUAGCUUUAGUCAAGAGUUUCUGAUUGGUGAAGGCUCUCUCGGUCGUGUUUACAGGGCAGAGUUUUCCAAUGGAAAGACAAUGGCGGUGAAGAAGAUAGACAAUGCAGCACUAUCUCUACAGGAAGAGGACAACUUUCUUGAAGCUGUCUCGAAUAUGUCACGGUUGAGGCAUCCAAACAUUGUCUCCCUGGUGGGAUACUGUGCUGAGCAUGGACAGCGGCUUUUGGUCUAUGAAUAUAUAGGGAAUGGAAAUCUGCAUGAUAUACUGCAUUUCGCCGAUGAGGAUGGGAAGAAGUUGUCGUGGAAUGCACGAGUGAGAGUAGCACUUGGCACAGCCAGGGCUUUAGAGUACUUGCACGAAGUCUGCUUGCCAUCUGUUGUACAUAGAAACUUCAAAUCAGCAAACAUUUUGCUUGACGAAGAGCUAAAUCCUCACUUGUCCGACUGUGGUUUAGCUGCGUUAAAUCCGAACACAGAGAGACAGGUUUCGACGCAAAUGGUUGGCUCAUUUGGUUACAGCGCUCCUGAGUUCGCCUUGUCAGGAGUGUAUACUGUUAAAAGUGAUGUCUACAGCUUUGGGGUGGCCAUGUUGGAGCUGUUGACUGGUAGAAAGCCACUGGACAGUUCAAGGCCUAGACCGGAGCAAUCACUCGUGAGAUGGGCAACUCCUCAACUGCAUGAUAUCGAUGCACUGGCGAAGAUGGUUGAUCCUACGCUGAACGGCAUGUAUCCUGCCAAGUCACUCUCUCGAUUCGCUGACAUAAUCGCCCUGUGUGUCCAGCCUGAACCCGAAUUCAGGCCACCGAUGUCUGAAGUUGUGCAAGCACUCGUGCGGUUGGUGCAAAGGGCGAGCGUGGUGAAGAGGCGGUCCAGUGAUGAUUCAGGGUUUUCGUACAGGACACCGGACCACGAGGCCAUUGAUCUCUCCUUUUAAGUGUCUGGCUGGCACUGCAAUCUUUUGGAGGUUUUGCUGUUACAAUCUUGGAGGUUUUCCCCAAUCGAGAAAUUCGAGAGUGAGGCAUAUUCUGUAAAUGGACGUUGAUCAAAAUUGUAUUUUUAAGAUCGUCAAUUCGUAUCCUGCAUUUGUAAUCUUCAUAAGGGAUCCCAUAUCUAUAAACCAUGUUCACUGUGUAAUGAAAAUAAGAUUAGUUUCUUUUUCGGCAAUGCAGAAUUGUUUGCAUCUUGAACCCAAGAUAAUAUUGUUUGCAUACUUGAAAACAUAGGAAUGAUCAUAUUCAACAUACCAUAAGCGAAUUAAGUUUGCAUUUGCUGCAGAGCUAUGAGCAGCAAGAUCAAGCAGAAGGGUAAGAAGCCUUUAUGUAAUAGUUAUUAGGCCCAUACGUAGUUAAAGCCCAUGCAGCCCAUACGGGUCAAGGGAUGAUUGUCGAAUGCUUGACACCUAGGGGGCUCGGCCGUUGAUUUAUAGCUGUUCUGCAGCAGCUGUACAACUCAACAAAACAUAUCAUCAUCAGUAAUAUCAGUAGACCUUGCGCUCUGCCGUGGAUUAGUCAUGUAAUUCAUUUUUAGAGACAUCAUGUAAAAUUUCGAUAGUUCAAUUUACAGUUUUCAUUAUUGAAUUGUUAUCAUGGUAUUAGAGCUUCUGAUGAUUAAAUCUUGAAAAGACGCUGGUUCGCCUCACGUCGACGAACUAUUCUCCGUGGAAGUUUCAAUUCUACCCGGAAGACUGUUCACCAACCUGUCGGCGCUGGUGCUACAGAUCAUGACGAUCUCCAUGUGGAACCAAAAUGAUGCCAAGGUUCGUUCGUGGUUGCUGGAUUGUGUUGAUGCAUACACUUGUUUGAGUCUCCAAUUGUUUCCCACCGCCAAUCCUAUGUGGCGGCAUUUGUCUUCAACAUAUCAUAAAUAAAUAAAUGAAUGAAUAAAGAGCUCGUCUAUUAUGCUUCGAAGUAUUGGUGAGUUCAUAUACAAUAUGAACUUUUACUAUAACGCUAAAGGUACGAUUUCAGUUUGUAACAUGAAGGAAUUUGUACAAAAAUGUAUAUGUACAAACUUAACUUGUACCAUAACCUUAAAUAUACAAGUCGAGUUUCUUCCAUAAAGAAAUUUGUACAAAAAUGUGUAAGUACAAACUGAAUUUUUACCCAGCGGCGGAUCCAGAAUAGGGUAGAGCACUGGGCCAAAUUUGAAAAGAGAUGGAGAGGACUAGGUUGUAACCCGACGAGCACUGAAACUAACACCAAUGGAUCCAGGGGAGGGAUAGGCCGAGACCCGGGGGCGGCCCCCUGAAUCCGCCGCUAUUCAUACCAAAACAUUAAACAUACAAGUUCAGUUUGUACCGCAGAUGAAUUCGCACGAAAAUGUAUAAGUACAAACUAAAUGUGGUCUAUGACAUUAAAGGUAUACAUUUAGUUUGUAUCUUUAAUAAACAAAAAAUAUACAAUAAUGUAUGCCAAUGUGUCGGCACUAUGCUAGUUUGAUUUGCUGUAUUUUUAAUCCAAACAUGCCUUAGCAACAUCCUCAUCUUUAAAAACACACAAAGAUUCUUAUUUAGCUUACUUCUAGAGAGAAAAUCUCAAUUAUCUAAACAUAAAUAUGGUUACAAAUGAAUCUACACAUAAUAUAAUACACCGAAGGGAAAAACGGGAGCCCCAUUUCAAAUUUCCUGCAACGAGAGUGAAAGUAGGAAGGACAUUUUGGUCUUCACAAUUACUUUUUUUUAUUCAUUAAAAAGGCAUGUACUGG